This is a messenger RNA of Pelobates cultripes (western spadefoot toad), 2495 nucleotides long. NCBI's taxonomy places the organism in Eukaryota, Metazoa, Chordata, Amphibia, Anura, Pelobatidae. The record is from the annotation of a GenBank genome assembly.
AUGUGCAGAGGCUGCUGGACUUGUCCCCCUGAAUCCACAGUGUAUCGAAUUGACGAUGAAAAUCAAUGUUGCUUGAAUGACUUCUCAACUAUCACAGAGGAAGAGAAACAAUCUAUGCAUUUACAAAAAUAUCAAAGCAAAAUGGAAAAUCUUGAACAUUUGAAAGGUUUUCAAGCAGGAGCAAUAGCAGAAUUCAAAGCAUCCAACACUGAUCACACCUUAAAUGUACAAGAAUUCUAUAAUUCCAAACCAUUAGAAGUUCAGACUCAAUCAUUCAGGGAUCAAAACCAGCUGUACAGUAACAUAUUAAAGCAGCCAUGGUUACCGACACGGUACUUAUCAGAAGAAAAUACUCAUUGCUUGAAGGAUAUGGACAGGCUGGAGGAAGAGAAAAAUAUAAUCCAGCUACAAUUGACCCAAGCUGAAGAAGACGGGAAAUACUACAUCAAAGAGAUGGACAAAGUGAUUAAUAAAUGUGAAGAAUUCCUCAAUCAACGAAAACAUAUUGAGGAUGAGAGGAACCUUCUCCGGGCAGAGCGACAAUUGCUGAUGAAAACAUUACAUGAAAGAGAAAUCGAAAAAGACUUGUUGGCAAAUAACAAUGACAAAGAUAGGACAACAGAACUUCUGAAAACUACGCGGCAACAUUUACUGUCGCACAUCGAAGACAAACAGCAGCUGCAGUUAAAAUUAGGGCGUGCAUUAAUGGAAAAUAUUCUACUAAAAGAGCAAUUAACACAGACCCAAAGCCAGACGAAGGGAAUGCAAAUGAACGACUCUGAUCAAAAAGAAUUCUGUCUGGAGCUUGCAAGUUUUAACAACCACACAUUAAAUCUAGAAUCUGUGGCUCAGAAAACAUUAAAUUUCUCAAGAGUCUCCUAUAGUGACCAGUAUAAAUCCAACAGCAGCAAUGAGCAGCUUCUUUGUGAAAUAAAAGAUCUAAGAGCAAAAAAUAUGAUGCUGUGGUCUAGUUAUUGUGAAAAAGAACAGCAAUAUCAACACAAGGUGAAACAGGUCAAUGAUCUUAAGCAUGAAAAUAACUUGCUCAAAGUUGAACUGGGGGAACAGCUUAAAACUACUCUGCAGUUACAGGACAGAAUUAGAAUACUCAAUGAAGAAGCAUUAUUGCGAGAAAGUUCUAUAGCAACCCUGGAGCAUCAAAUCAGAGCUUUCAAAUAUAAAUUGUGCAAUCUACAGGAGAAGUUUCACUUUUACAGUGAACAUAUUGGUAAGAAUUAAUUAAAAAGGGUUAUUUUACCCCAGAAGUAUUUUUUUAAGAAGACUAUCAUAACAAGUUGAAUGUACAAAUUAAAUAACCUGGUAUAGGUUUUUCAUUCCAGCAAACCAUGACCCUGCCCUUGUAGCUAUUGUAAAAGUCACUCAGUGACAGGUUACUGGGCCUAGACAGUAAGUAGUUAAAAUUAGCCAUGUACUCUAUCAAUCCCUACUUUUGGGCAGCAGGACACAGCAAAUAGUGGAAAUUAGCUAUGUACUCAAAUGACCACUACUCUUGGGUAGCAGGACAUUCUAGGUCUAGGCAUUAUAAUCAUUUCAUCUCAUUGAAUUGGUUAAAGUAUCUGGUGUUAUCCCUCCCUCCAUUCAGUGUUAAACUAUAAAGCAGGUGCUCUAGAAAGGCACAAUAAUCAAAUAUAAUAGCGAAAAACAUUGCCCCAAGCACUAAGCUCUGCCCAGAAGGUCACACAAAUGUGAUCACAGUUCACGAGAAGCAAAUCCACAAAUGCAGGUGAGGGCACUCCUGGCUGUAGGAUAGCAAGUUUCGAUAUAAAGUUGCGAGAUCGGCGGCUUCUCCACUCCAUCAGCGUGGGAUAGGUCUCAAGAUCAGGAGUUUUACUGCUCUGCAAGUUGUUUCAGACCAGUCCUAAUAUGGUGCACUAGACGGUAAGAACAGUCUUGCAACAGCUUAAUACCUUCUGGUAGCCGGAUUAAUAGCUUUAAAUACUGAAAUUUAGCUUGGUUAAGCAAGAGCUACAGAGGGACACGUCCACCCACCUUGGAUGACAGGUCCCGUCCCCCUCAUGCUUUUCAUUUCAAUGUAAAUGAAUUUUAAAAUAACUGGCUAAAAAUACAGAUGUUCUCAAAAACCGAAGAAAUAACUGGUGUAAGGCAAAUUUGUAGUUUGUGUACACUUCUGAUUUUGAUAUGUUCAUUAAAACAAGAAAUAUACAAACCUGAGCUACAGAAAUGAAUGUGUGUGUCUACGUUUAAAAUAGCCACAUUGAAGUUUUGUUUAUAUAGGAUUUCCAACUUUUUAAUUCUGCAAUUCUCUUCCAGGUAACAAAAAGAUUAUUGAAAUUCAGAAGAUGCUAAAAGAAGAAAGGUUAAAGAGCUAUGCCAUCUAUAAACACGGAGUAAGUGGCCAUAUUUCUGUCAACUAUUCCAGCUCUCUAGCGGCAUUGCAAACUUGUACCGAAAACAAUGGAGAACAUUCAGAAGUAAAAUCCAUAUCACCUGAAAGAAUUAUGUCAUCUUCGUGA